Amaranthus tricolor (Joseph's coat) is the source of this 2412-nucleotide messenger RNA. RefSeq names its product solute carrier family 40 member 2-like. Gene Ontology annotation, cellular component: membrane. Gene Ontology annotation, biological process: iron ion transmembrane transport. The record is from RefSeq and is a predicted model, not a curated record. Gene Ontology annotation, molecular function: iron ion transmembrane transporter activity. NCBI's taxonomy places the organism in Eukaryota, Viridiplantae, Streptophyta, Magnoliopsida, Caryophyllales, Amaranthaceae. The coding region runs from base 288 to 1796 and encodes 502 amino acids. The transcript is spliced from 8 exons.
GCAUAAUGUAACAAGUAAGCAACUCAGCUCACUACAAUGCCAAACACUUCGUCACAAAAAUGGCAAUAACAAAUCCAAAAGAUACUCCAAAUAGCAUGAUCCAUACAUAUAUAAAUUCUGGGUCAACCUCAGUUUUUUAUUAUUUGAUUGUCACCAUUGUACCAAACAAAUAAAAAAUUGAAGCUUUCCCUAUUUAAAAUGAAUAAAUUUAACUACCCACAAAAGAAGCAUUAAUUGAGCUAACAACCUUAAAAGAUCCAAACUUGGAGGUGGGAAUUGAGAAAAUAAUGAGAUUAAAUGAUCAAGAAAUCAUGGUGGAAGCAGACGAAACGCAGCGUUUGAUUGACCCAGAAACUGAGCCAUUGCCAACAGCUCUUAUCAGGUGUUUGUAUGUUGGACAGUUCUUGUCAAGAUGGAGUGCAAGAAUGUGGGAAUUCUCAGUAGCUUUAUACAUGAUUAACAUCUGGCCAGACUCUUUGCUUCUUACCGCUCUAUACGGAGUCAUUGAAUCAGCUUCGGUUGCCCUCUUUGGCCCUGUAGUUGGGCAAUGGGUGAACAAAUUAACGUAUGCCAAGGUUCUUCAACUCUGGACACUAACACAGAAUGUGUCAUUUAUUGUUGCUGGAAUCACAGUAGUUAUUCUACUAGCCUACCCUGGUUUAGAGUGGAUAAUUUUUGUAUCACUGGUUAUGAUAACUUAUCUCUCAGGAGCCAUGGCAGUGCUUUCAACCCUCGCAGGAACGAUCUUGAUUGAACGAGAAUGGGUUGUUGUGAUGUCGGAAGACCAAACUUCAGGAGUUUUAACAAGGCUGAAUUCUGUUCUUAGAAGAAUUGACUUGGUGUGCAAACUAGGUGCUCCUGUGAUUUCCGGUUUUAUCAUAAGCUUUGUAUCAUUGACAGCCUCGGCUAUGUUUUUGGCUCUUUGGAAUGUCAUCUCUGUUUGUCUUGAGUACUGGUUGCUUAGCUCUGUAUAUAAUGGGAUACCGGCUUUACACAUGAAAGAUAGAAAAAGAAACGAGAUUAGUUCUUGUGAACCCAAAUCAAGCACAUCUAUUUUGGAGCAAAUGCCCAACUCGCCUAUUGAGGAUAGAAGUGGCAUUUCUUCCCCAGAAACCCAAGCAUUAGGAUGUUUUUCGAUGCUUCCGUGUCUUGGUGCUUGGAAAGUGUACUUAAAACAAGAAGUGGUGCUACCUGGACUAGCCUUGGCUUUGUUGUACUUUACUGUACUCAGCUUUGGUUCUCUGAUGACCGCUGCCCUGGAAUGGGAAGGUAUACCUGCAUAUUUGAUAGGUAUAGCUCGAGGUAUAAGUGCUAUUGUCGGAAUAACAGCAACUUUCACCUAUCCAAUACUAGAGUCUCAUAUUUCCUCUCUUAGGACGGGACUUUGGUCCAUAUGGUCUCAGUGGUCUUUUCUCCUAAUAUGUGUUGGUUCAAUAUGGGUCAAAAAUCGUAUAGCAUCAUCAUACAUGUUAAUGGUUGGCGUUGCAGCAUCCCGCUUUGGAUUAUGGAUGUUCGAUUUGGCCGUCAUCCAACAGAUGCAGGAUCAGGUGCCAGACUCGGACCGCUGUAUCGUGGGCGGGGUUCAGAAUUCCAUCCAAUCAACUAUGGAGUUACUGGGUUAUGUCAUGGGUGUAAUUGUCCCAAAUCCUAAGCAUUUUUGGGAGUUGGUUUUGAUAUCCUUCACAGCAGUAACAUGGGCUGCAAUACUCUACACAACCCACAUAUGGCGUGUACGAAGGCAUUUGUUUCAUUUUGACAAGUUGUAUCGACUAGCUCGGAGAUUUAUAGGAUCAUAGUCGUAAGUCCUACUCGAAUCCUUUUCUAGUUGCCCUUGUAAAUGAUCACCUCAUCCGAUUUUGAUGAGCUUAGAAGUUGAAGAGGUAAUACGAAGAUUAUAGAUAACAAGACUACUGAAGAACGACACGAAGAAUUUGAGAUUUACAAGAGCAUGACAAUAUAUCGGAAAUAUAUAUGUGGACGAACAUUUGAAUAGUUGUUCUUAGUUGUAGACUACGAUUAACGAUAAGGGUUGAAUAAAGUAUACUCUUUGACCUUUGUUAAGGAGGAACUCUCACGUUGUUUCUUUUUGUUCAUGUAACUUCGUUUGUAUAUCUAUAUCUAUAUAAUUGGGAUUAAGUCUUUAGCAUUAUUGUAGGUAGUUGUAUAUGAUCAUUAGAAGACUAUAAUCUUGUGGUUCAUCUUCCUUAUUUGUUCUUCAAUGCCUUUUUGGUGGGCUAAAAAGUUAUGGUAGCAAAUGCAUUUUGCUUUAAACAUUUUCUUCAAAAUUAAGGAGAAUACAAAUUUUCCACCGUUCUUUUAUCCCAACAAAUAUUUUUUUUUCUUUGGAGUAAUUUUCAUGAGAACUGAUAGUUAUUUCAGUUGGAGUAAGUCACUUUUUCAUGUUAGGUUUUG